Molecule: messenger RNA, 2744 nt
Organism: Cephus cinctus (wheat stem sawfly)
Lineage: Eukaryota; Metazoa; Arthropoda; Insecta; Hymenoptera; Cephidae
Gene: C1GalTA
Product: glycoprotein-N-acetylgalactosamine 3-beta-galactosyltransferase 1
Exons: 6
Coding region: 827-1930 (367 amino acids)
Cellular component (GO): membrane
Molecular function (GO): N-acetylgalactosaminide beta-1,3-galactosyltransferase activity
Source: RefSeq, a predicted model, not a curated record
UAAUAAUGCAAAUGGCGCUGCGUCGUGAACGAUUAAUGGUUACUUGUUUAUUAAAUUUUCAAAUCAUAUCAUGCAGCAAUCCUUUGCAACAAAUAAAUGAACUAAAGAUAAAUGACGUUUUCCCAGUUUGUACUUUUCCAAAUGGUGAUUAUUCCCUAGAAGAUCCAAAGAAUCUCUCGUGUGGAUAAACUAUUUUUAUUACUAUGCUGCGUGAAAGGAGUCAUGUCGGAAUGGAAUCAUUUCGUGUAAAUUGGAGAGCCGAGGUCGCGAAUCAUGUAACAGGUGCAGAAAUAUCGGACAAAGAUAUCCGGCAUGUUUAAGCGUACCACGGAAUGGUUAAGCGCUGAUGCACUGUCCAGCAAGUAUAUUUAUCGCUGUUCUCUCUUAUCGUUUUCAGUUGGCUUCGUUAGGCUUUAUAACCUAAGGCUACGCUUCUUCAUGCGUGAGCUUCGAGUGUUAGACUAGUGACAAUUAUUUUUACGACUUCUUUCAGUCUUUAAUAUGUAAAUUUAUUAACGUAUUUACUUAGGAAUGUGCGAUAAUGGUUUUUUUAUUUUACGGCAUAUAUUUUAUCAUGUAAAUUUCAAUUAAGAGCGGUGGAAAAUGAAAUGGAGUUUCUCUCUAUCCUGUUAAAUCAACUGUUUUGACAGCUUCGUUAGCCGACAAAGAGAGCAAUUAAGACUACCAAGGGGAACGAGAUGUUUUCGUGCUUGCUGUACAAUGAGAAGCAUCGCCUGGACCGAUUACUAAACCUGGAUCCGUAGCAAGGAUGCCUUGUCAGUAAAAGAAACACUGUGAGACUGUUUACCAGGAUUUCCUUAAGAUCAUGGUGCAACAACGUCUUCCAGGAUUCGAUGCUGGCAGAGGUGGUCGUAGAUUUGUCAUAACACUGGCAGCUGGUAUGAUCUUUGGAUUCCUCUCUGCCUGCCUUCUUCUUACUGCCACUCGAGAUGCCCCCCGCAUGUUUAAUUGGCUACCAGGCAGUCAAAAGAUCACUUCCAGGGAUCCUCAUCACUACUCCGAAAUGGGGUUUGAGUCAGGACCAGAUACGGAAGUGAUGUUUCACGGGAAGGACGAAGAUUUCCACAAAGGAGAAGACAAAGUCGCACAGGAUCUCGCGAAGAAAGUUCGUAUCCUCUGUUGGGUGAUGACAGGUCCAAAGAAUCAUCAGAGCAAAGCCCGUCACGUGAAGGCAACCUGGGGAAAGCGUUGUAACAUCCUUUUAUUUAUGAGCUCCGCCGAAGAUACCAGCCUGCCGACCGUGGUUUUACCAGUGAAGGAAGGUCGAGACAAUCUCUGGGCGAAGACGAAGGAGGCGUUCAAAUAUUCCUACCAGAAGUACAAGGAUGAAGCAGAUUGGUUUAUGAAAGCCGACGACGACACAUACGUAAUAGUUGAGAAUCUACGUUAUAUGCUAUCAUCGUAUGAUCCAUCGUCGCCGCUUUAUUUCGGCUGUAGGUUCAAGCCUUUCGUGAAGCAGGGCUACAUGAGCGGCGGUGCCGGAUACGUCCUAAGCAGAAAGGGUCUGGAGAAGCUGAUAGUGGAGGGUUUGCCAGACAGAACAAAGUGUAGACCAGACAACGGGGGUGCGGAGGACGUAGAGAUGGGCAAAUGCUUGGAGAAUGUCGGCGUGCACGCCAUGGAUUCCAGGGACCCUCAUGGUCGCGGUAGGUUCUUCCCAUUCGUCCCGGAACAUCAUCUGAUACCAAAUCACGUGGACAAGAAUUUUUGGUACUGGAAGUACAUCUUCUACGAUACCAAAGAUGGUCUCGAUUGCUGUUCCGACACCGCUAUAUCCUUUCACUACGUAUCGCCCAACAUGAUGUACGUACUGGAGUACUUAAUUUAUCAUUUACGUCCGUACGGUAUUACGCACGGAUUGGAAAAGAUUUCGGCCGAGGAACACUCGACUGAUCCUACCGAGUACUAGUCGAACACAUAAAUAUACUAUAUACGUACGCAUUCAUAAAAUUCACCUAUGCAAGAUACUAGUCAGUAUAAGCCAACGAUCUGUACGUAAAUUCUGACAGAGGUUAUAUACGUACAGAUAGUAACCAGAAGUGAUAGUUAUCGUACCAUUAUUAUCGUACAUAUUCUUCCUCUGCCUAAAAGUCAUUUCUUUUUUUCUUUUAAAAUAAUCAAGUAAGCUCUAAGCUCCGUGAUUAUAGCCAUGAGUCGAUGAGAGCUCGAGAAUUGACCUUAGUCGGAUUUUUUUAAUACUUUGGUUCGUUUAAGAUUAAUUGCGGCCUUUUGCAAGCAUAAAAGAAGAAGAAGCAGAAGAAUGAUCAAUUCCUUCUCCGUCUCUCCCGUCGCUCCAACGACUCAUUAUCAAUCAUGUUUCAAAUGCAAAAGAAGAUUACUCUUUGCAUAUAAUCGUGCCAUGACAUUGAAGAAGGCUUGUGCACAAUGAAAAAAUUAUGUCACAAUUAUUAUUAUUAUAUAUAUACUACUGUGGCGACUGUCAAUUUAUUACGCGAAUCGCCAUUGUGAAACCAAUCGGUGCUGAUUGAACGUCAACACGUUCUGGAUCUACCGUAUUGAUUGAUCAUGAAUAUUAUUAAACACUAUUAUACGUAUUAUAUAUAUUUUGUACAACUAGCUUUAAGAGAUGCACCGGUGAUCCGCCUGCACGUUUCGUAGAAUCGAAUGGUGUGCAUGGUCACAAUUAUUCCUAACGAAAAUGUAUUAAAAAAGAAAAAAAAAAAAAAAGAAUUACCAUCAAAUAUACGUAUCUCAAAGAAACU